Molecule: messenger RNA, 5968 nt
Organism: Dromiciops gliroides (monito del monte)
Lineage: Eukaryota; Metazoa; Chordata; Mammalia; Microbiotheria; Microbiotheriidae
Gene: KLHL3
Product: kelch like family member 3
Exons: 15
Coding region: 316-2079 (587 amino acids)
Biological process (GO): protein K48-linked ubiquitination; renal sodium ion absorption; monoatomic ion homeostasis
Cellular component (GO): cytosol
Molecular function (GO): protein binding
Source: RefSeq, a predicted model, not a curated record
UAAGACAUUUUCUACUGCUGCUGCCGCUGCCGCUGCUUGCCGCCCCUGCCGCCGCCGCCGCCGCCGCCGGCGGUUCUGCAGUGUUAGCUGCUGGAGAGAAUCCGAGGAGAAAGGGAGGGAGGUUGCAGGGAGGAGGAUCCGAUUGCAGCCAUGCUGAAUCACUGUCCCUGAUUCGAUCCCCUUCCAACCUGGACCUCCGCUCUCUUUCUCUCUCUCCACUGGCUGCCUGGGAACCGCGGGCGGAGAGGGGACCUGCGAGCUGGGCUGGGAGCGGGGCUCUGUGCCGGAGUCCCGCCGCCGCGGGAGCUGUGCACAAUGGAGGGGGAAAGCAUCAAGCCAAGUUCCCAGUCCCUGGUGGAAGGUGAGGAUGAAGAGAAGGCCCAGAGGACAAUUACAGUCAACCCUGCUCACAUGGGGAAGGCAUUCAAGGUUAUGAAUGAGCUGCGGAGUAAGCAGCUGUUGUGUGACGUGAUGAUCGUGGCUGAAGAUGUUGAGAUUGAAGCCCACCGGGUGGUGCUGGCCGCUUGCAGUCCCUACUUCUGUGCAAUGUUUACAGGUGACAUGAGUGAAAGUAAAGCCAAGAAGAUUGAAAUCAAAGAUGUCGAUGGACAGACACUGAGUAAGCUGAUUGACUACAUCUAUACAGCUGAAAUUGAGGUGACGGAAGAAAAUGUCCAGGUGCUGCUGCCGGCAGCCAGUUUGUUACAACUAAUGGAUGUCCGGCAAAAUUGCUGUGAUUUUCUCCAGUCUCAGUUACAUCCCACCAACUGCCUUGGCAUCAGAGCAUUUGCAGAUGUGCACACCUGCACGGAACUCCUGCAGCAGGCCAAUGCUUAUGCAGAGCAGCAUUUCCCAGAGGUGAUGCUGGGGGAAGAAUUUCUGAGCCUUAGUCUGGACCAGGUGUGUAGCUUAAUAUCCAGUGACAAGCUUACAGUAUCUUCGGAAGAAAAGGUUUUUGAAGCUGUGAUUUCCUGGAUAAAUUAUGAGAAAGGAACCCGCUUGGAACACAUGGCUAAGCUGAUGGAACAUGUCCGUCUCCCCCUUUUACCAAGGGACUAUCUGGUUCAGACAGUUGAAGAAGAAGCUUUGAUAAAGAACAACAACACAUGUAAAGACUUCCUUAUUGAAGCUAUGAAGUACCACUUGCUGCCUUUGGAUCAGAGGCUGUUGAUAAAAAACCCAAGGACUAAGCCAAGGACUCCAGUCAGCCUGCCCAAGGUUAUGAUUGUGGUGGGCGGCCAAGCCCCCAAAGCUAUCCGGAGCGUUGAAUGUUAUGAUUUUGAGGAGGACAGAUGGGAUCAGAUUGCUGAACUUCCUUCAAGGAGAUGCAGAGCAGGAGUCGUGUUCAUGGCCGGAAGCGUUUAUGCUGUAGGGGGCUUUAAUGGCUCCCUUCGUGUUCGGACUGUUGAUGUGUAUGAUGGUGUGAAGGACCAGUGGACGUCUAUUGCCAGCAUGCAGGAGCGCCGGAGCACGCUAGGCGCAGCUGUGCUCAAUGACCUCCUCUAUGCAGUGGGAGGGUUUGAUGGUAGCACAGGUCUUGCCUCAGUGGAAGCCUACAGUUACAAAACAAAUGAGUGGUUCUUCGUGGCACCUAUGAACACAAGGAGAAGCAGUGUGGGAGUGGGUGUUGUGGAAGGAAAGUUAUAUGCUGUUGGAGGUUAUGAUGGGGCUUCCCGCCAGUGCCUCAGUACUGUGGAACAAUACAACCCAGCGACCAAUGAGUGGACAUAUGUGGCAGACAUGAGCACGCGCCGCAGUGGUGCAGGGGUGGGAGUACUCAGUGGGCAGCUGUAUGCCACAGGUGGGCAUGAUGGCCCCUUGGUGAGGAAGAGUGUGGAGGUUUAUGACCCUGGGACAAAUACCUGGAAGCAAGUUGCAGAUAUGAACAUGUGUCGGCGAAAUGCAGGUGUGUGUGCAGUGAAUGGGCUCUUGUACGUGGUGGGAGGUGAUGAUGGUUCCUGCAAUCUGGCGUCCGUGGAAUAUUACAACCCUGUCAGCGACAAGUGGACGCUGCUGCCAACCAACAUGAGCACAGGGAGGAGUUAUGCAGGUGUCGCUGUGAUUCAUAAGCCAUUAUGACAAUAAUCUGCGCUGCCAAGAGGUGGAGGACGGGAGGGAAUGCUGCUUGGCUUUCACAACACUGUGGACAAGAACUGAUUUGUUCCAGCUUGUCAUGACAUCACAUUCCACGGGACAAGAAGUCAUGGCGAGAGCCUCGCCUCUACUCUGGCUUGGCUGUGAAUGGUAACACAGUGUGAGAACCCCCUCUCCCCUCCGUCCCACCUCCCCCAUCAAACCUACCCUCCAUCUCACCUUGUGUGCAGUGCACACUUUGUGCAAUGAGCUGUCCCCUGCCCCUGCCCCACAAGUGGCCUCCAAAGAAGGGCCUACUGUGUUUUUCAUAGUUCCACAAUGACACCGGAGAAACUGUAAUUCUUCUGUGUAAAACACCGUGCUUUAACAAGGUAGGUGGGUAGAAAGUCUACUGGAUUUCUUUACUACUGAUGUUUCAAAUAUGCUAAAACUCAAGGGAUGGAAAAAAACCUGCUCUGGCCUCACUCCAUCGGUUCAGUUGGAAGUGACCCAUGACUCCAGAGGUUGUCUUCGAGAGGCAGAAUCAGGUGAUUGACCGACCGUCUCCUGCGGACAGCCAGGGAAAUGGGAAACUCCGUGAGAAGGAACUGAGGACCAGGCAGGGUUCCGGUGACUGUGUAUAUGUACAUUAAUCACCUCCUGUAAAUUUAUUCUCUAGAAGAACUGUGGCAUUUUUGGAGCUGGAUUGUGCCCUUUCUUUGCUAGUCAGUACGAUUGUGUUCACAAGCCACGCCUCAGCAGAGCACCGAAGGCACCCUAGGAAGGGGUCUUCCCUGCCUCAGAAGCCCCUGAAUCAAUGCUGGAAACCCCUAAAGCAAUGCUGCCUCAAUGUCUUGGUUUUUUUGUUACUUAUUUUAAGUAGGGGAAAAAGAAACACACACACACACACACACACACACACACUGACUAUAUGAAUCAGCCUCUUGCCUUCUUGGGGUUUUCCUGCUGCCCAUGAAAAGAUCCUAGAAAAUGGUGUGACCUCAACUACAGAGCCAAUUUUCAUGACCGUCUAAAAGCAUGAAGGUGUGUUUUGCCUCUGGGUGCCAACCUUGGUGUCAUUAGGAGCCUGCUGUUGCAUCCUGAUGCCCUUUACAACCUCCAAGCUGUGGGAUGUGACUCCAGCUGGGGCCAAAUUCAGAUCUAGACUUACAGUGCCUCUGUACACACAUAGCAUAUCUGUAGGCCAAGACCCCCAGGGGACCUCUGCCUUGGAAGCUUCCCUGAUUGUGAUACCCGGUGGUCUUCAUCAGGGGCUCCCCAGAGUCUCAGCUUGACUGUCACCAAAACCCUCAGGAGGCAGACUCUGUUACAGGGUCCCCUGGCAGCCUUUAGAAGUUACUGUGGGGGUUCUAGGUUUUGUGGAUUGAACAUGUGUCUCUUCCACCAGGAAAAGCAGUUCUUUAGAAUGAUUCUGGAAAGAAUGUGGGAAGAAAAGAAGGUGACAGGCACACCCAGUCUUUGUCCAUCAUAGCUUCAGAGACAAAAGGGGGUACGCGUCUCCUCUGGGUAUCAGAAGAAGGUGGACAGCUUCAGACUACUACAUGCCAGUCAGGGCUAGCUCUUGGUGAAUUGUGCCAUUGGUGAAGUUGGACUUAAUUCUUGCUUUCCCUUUCCACAUUUCUGUGCCUCCUUCCCUCUCCUCACUCAGACUCCCAUUGCUGCCUCAACUCCCUUUAAAAUAAAGGAGUCAGAAGUGUUAGGGGUCUUCAUGUAUGAUCCUUCCUGAGGCAUUGGCACUUUAAGAAAGGGUAAUACUUAACUCCAAAGGAAUAAAUCACUUUUGGUUGAAUUUCAGUCAUCAGUUGGGAAGGUGUUUCAGAAUCCCUCAUAAUCAUACCAAAAGAGGCAGCUGCCUACUUUAUCUGUACAUAAAGCCAGCCUGAUGCUGGCAUUUGGCUUCUUUUCCUGCGGAAUUUUUGGAGUCAAUUGUCACUUCAGGUCAUGAUCAAUAGGCCCAAGAGACCUGGUAUAGUCAUGAUUAUUUAAAAAAAACACACACACACAAACAGAUACUGCUGAAAGUACUGUCUAUAGGUCUUUAAAAACCUUGGGACCACACUGGGUCAGUCAGUCAAUAUUAAGCACUUGACUGUGUAUACCAACACCCUCAGAGAGGACCCCAUAUAUUCUUCCUUGCCCUUUGCCAAUAUCAGACCUCCUGGUGCUGGGCAGAUGUUUCUUGGGAUGGAAAUAGCACCUCCCUAGGGCAUGUAUGUUUUGCCCAUAAUUCCUGCCAACUGCACUGCAAAGCCUCAAAUAUCUGGCCAUACUGUUUGGGAGACAAAUGGCCAUAUGAUAAUAGGGAUCAAAAUGUGUCUCUGAUUGGGUGCUCCAGUGGAUAAGACUGGUGCUCUUGACAUUUCAGCCCAGGCCGUUGGGAUAUGAAUUGAAGGCAGGGGUUGUUUGCAAUAGGUGCUCCCUUCCCUUGCUUAGGCUGUCAUCUUUUUGUCCCAAAUGGGUGAAUGGGGUGUCCAUAUCAUGAGAGAUGGGGGAUGGCAUUGGGACUUCAGUACAUUACAGAUACCAAGUCUUGCUUUCAGACAAAAGAUGAAUUCCAUUUCCAGGUCAUCUACCCAUAAAGAGGCCCGCUUGCUAAAGCAAACCAUUGCUGUUUUCUGCUUUUUGGAUUUUGCUUUUGUUUCUGCUUCCUAGGAUUCCCUUGUACCAGGGAGCACUGCCCCUGUUUAUCUGUGGGGUCAGUGGAAUGAUGUACAUUUCAUCUCCAUGCAUGUUUCUGUGGGGGCUAGAACACUGGUAUGUCAUCACCCAGAGGCUGGUCUGCUUAUACCUGCAGCCAGGUGAGAAUCAGCCCAAUAGGAAACCUGUUGAUUAGGAAUGAUGAUUUUAUUUUAGCAUUGGUGCACCCGCAGAGUAGGCAUCUCAGGCAGUUAACACAGGCCUGUGAAGGCUGAAUGCCUUCCAGGAUGGGGUGGCACUGCUAGGGAGUAUAAUACUGCAAGCCUGUUGGCUACAAAGAAAUUAAAUUGAAACCCAAAGUGCAAAGAAAACUACUAGAUCCUGAGCAAGCAAUGUGGGACCUUGCUCAGAUGCCUAUUGGAAAGUGGAUGUUGGGUUCUGAAUUCCAAAGGUCUUUCUCCUUAGUGACCAGUGCUAUCUCUCCUUUAUCUAAAAAGUUGCAGUGUUAAGCCAAGCAACAUGACCUCCUUUUUUGCUAUGCAAUGUGAACACCUGAGAAGUCCAUGACAGACCAGUUGCAAUAUCCCCCCUCCCCACAUUGCUUUUUGAAGUGUCUUUCUUCAAUAUUUGUUGUGUAAUGUUUGUACAUUUCUGAGCCAGAUCCUUUUCAAAGAAUGCCUUUUUAUAGAAUUGAAGCUAUAGCUUUUGGGGCUAAAAUUUUAAUGUAGAUAUUUUUAUAAGAUAAUUUUAAAGACUUUUUGAAUCACUUUUUAUUGGCUUCAUGGUUGAAAGUUGAUGUUCUUUGUGUGACUCAUGUCUCAACCCUGCUUAUCCCUAUAGCCAUUAUACCUGAGUUUUCAAUGCAGAAAAUCACAUCAGAUUCAAUUGUGGUAGACAGCCCUCGUCCCUAUCCCUGUUCUGUUGUGAUUUUUCUUAUGGAACAUUAAAGGGACACUUCUUAAUUGGAAAAAAUAUAUAUAAUGAGCUUUAUGUAGAUUCUUAUAUUCCUGAUGAAGCAAAGCUUUGGAUACUAACACUAAACUUUAAAAUUUGAUUUUCAUCAUUUAUAUUGCUUGUUUACUUUUAUGCAGCCGGUCUGCAUUCUGUGGGCCAGGAAAUACUAGACUUGUCUAUUUUCCAAUUGGCUCCACCAUCCUGCUCCAUAACUCAACAGUGCUUAUGAGAUCAAGCUUGGGAGAGGGUCCUGCCUUCUAAAGUCAAAUUCCUGUGACCUUUG